AUGCCUUCCAUUCACAGCACCUCAUACCUUCACACUCUGUUCCAACGCUCGGACUGGAGAAGCAUCAGCGCGGCAUUCGUGUUUGUUCCCGUAUUGAGUAUAGCUGCGUGGUGGAUUGUAACGUAUUUUGCAUCACCGCUCCGAAAAUAUCCUGGACCCCGUUUAGCCGGCUGGACUAACUUAUGGCGCCUGUGGACUGUGAGGAAGGGUAGCUACCAUAUUAGGAUCAAAGAACUUCAUGAUCAAUAUGGCCCUGUUGUUCGCAUUGGCCCCAACACUCUGGAUCUCGACAUCCCCGAGCUAAUUAAUACCCUCUAUGGUACUGAUGGCAAGUGGAAGAAGACUGAGUUUUAUCACAAUAACAGUGCUGUUAUCGAUGGCAAGAUCACAUAUCACCUGUUCAGCACCACUGAUCAGGCUGAGCAUGCCCGCAUGAAGCGUCCUAUUGUUAAGUACUACUCUCAGAGCAGAGUUAUAGGUCUUGAGCCUUUGUUUGAUGGUUUGAUCAGCGAAUUCUGCGACCAUCUUGAGCAGAGGUUCAUGAGCGGUCCUGAGCCAACAGGAUUCGACUUUGGCGAGUGGAUCGGUUUCUAUUCGUGGGACGCAAAUGGUGCUGCUUCCUUUAGCCAGCGGUUUGGAUACAUGGAUAAAGGGUACGACUAUGACAACACCAUCUCUAUCGCCGAUAAGGCCCUUGACUACUUCGCCGCUGUCGGCCAGAUGCCCUUCCUCGACUUUCUUCUCGACAAAAACCCCAUUAUGCGGAUCGGCCCUCCCAAUUUGGCUAACAUUACUCGCAUCUCGCUGGAACAUUUGAUCUCUCGUCUGCAAGGGAAGGAUGAGAACUUCGACCCGAAAGUUCCUGACUUUCUGAACCACUUUAUCGAAUCAAAGAAGACAAACCCAGAUCUAGUCAAUGAUGGUAUUAUCAUGGGUUAUCUGCUAGUCAACCUCCUUGCAGGCGCUGAUACCACUGCUAUCACCAUACGCGCCUUCUUCUGGUACACUCUCCAUAACCCUGGUGUUUAUUCCAAGCUUGAGAAGGAGAUCCUGGCUGCCGGCAUCGACAAUGUCGCCUCGUUCAGCUCAGCACGAGCAUUGCCCUGUGAGUCAUCUAUGGAUAUGGAUAUCCUGUUCCAAGACCGCCCCCCAGCUGACCAGACAACAGACCUUGAAGCUUGUGUCCGUGAGGCAAUGCGUAUGCAUCCAGGUGUGUGCAUGCUACUUGAACGCUACGUCCCCGAGUCCGGCCUGAAGCUACCGGACGGCAGCUUUGUGCCCCAAGGGACAGCGGUAGGCAUCAACCCGUACGUAGCCGGACGUAACAAGGGCGUCUACGGCGAUGACGCUGACUCGUAUCGCCCUGAACGCUGGCUCCAAAGUGAAGGCGAGACUGAGGAGGAAUAUAACAAGCGAAUUCGACUCUACAACGCCGCCGACUUGACGUUUGGUAGCGGCUCGCGAGUCUGCAUUGGUCGCCACCUGGCUCAGCUCGAGCUUUACAAGAUCAUCGCCACGCUAAUCAACAAGUACGAGAUCUCGUUGGUGGAUCCGGAUGCACCAUGGGUGGUUACUGGCAGCUGGUUUCCUCGUCAGAGAGGUCUUGACUGUUACUUAAAGAAGCGAGCCUAA
Molecule: messenger RNA, 1632 nt
Organism: Fusarium subglutinans
Lineage: Eukaryota; Fungi; Ascomycota; Sordariomycetes; Hypocreales; Nectriaceae
Product: cytochrome P450 monooxygenase
Exons: 5
Coding region: 1-1632 (543 amino acids)
Molecular function (GO): iron ion binding; oxidoreductase activity, acting on paired donors, with incorporation or reduction of molecular oxygen; heme binding
Source: RefSeq, a predicted model, not a curated record